UGCCGUCUCUGCCUGGGCGGGGAAGAGGGCUCCCCCAGGGGCACCUAUUCUGCCAGUGUUGAAAGGAAAUCAGAAGUUGCUCAGACAGGCAAGCAGGGCUUCCCCGCAGGUGUCAGGUGAGCCAGCCCUAGGUCUCAGUGGGAGCAAGUCCCUGUGGUUAAUAAUGGCACAUCCCAGCUGUCGGAUCAUGGCAGUCCAAGGCUUUCUUCUGUUCUGGGCUGCUCUGCAUUUCAGCACCUGGGAUCUUUGUACACCAGUAGAUCCUGGGCCCAUUUCAGGAGCACCCCUGGUCUCAAACAGUUCAAUGAACAAAACAGGCAUGAUGAAUCUUACCUGCCAAAGCUUCCAAUGCUCUGGGGAGCGAUGUUACCAGGAUGAAGCUCACAGCAACGACACAGAGCCCUGCCACAACGCAACACACUGCGAGCUUUACCGGUUCAACAGCACCAGCUAUACAGCCCGGUGCAGCAGUGAGUGUGGGAGUGGCAACACCACCGAGAUGUGCGUGACCAACAGCAGCGUGAGCAUGAGCCUGUGCACGCUGGAGUGCUGCGCUUCGCCCAACUGCCUCAGCCUCAACGCCACAGCCUAUGGAGAUCUCCCACCCACCACCACACCGGCUCCCACGACAACCACCACAAAAGCACCCCCCAAAAAUGGGAAAAUGUGCACAUCCUUCACCUGCCACGGAGACGGCUGCUACAAGGGCCAGAAGGCUUCAGCCGGCUGCAUUGUGGGCUUUGACUACUGUGAGAUGAAGAAAACCGGGCCCCACUAUGUGGCAGGCUGCAGCAAGCUCUGCAAAACGGCUGGCAAACCCUGCACGGCUGGAUCUUCCGCACCCUGCUUCCAGGAAUGCUGCCCGGCUAUGCCCAAAACCAGCUGCCUCAAGUUGGAUGGCAAAGUGCACUUCAACCAGGCCAGGUCCCUGGCUCCGGCCCCUCUGCUUCAGCUCCUGACCGGGGCAGCGCUACUGGGUCUGAACUAUGCUCUGCUGUUCUCCUUGGGGUCCCACUGA
This is a messenger RNA of Euleptes europaea (tarantolino), 1018 nucleotides long. RefSeq lists its product as uncharacterized. The transcript is spliced from 9 exons. The coding region runs from base 164 to 1018 and encodes 284 amino acids. The record is from RefSeq and is a predicted model, not a curated record. NCBI's taxonomy places the organism in Eukaryota, Metazoa, Chordata, Lepidosauria, Squamata, Sphaerodactylidae.